ACCUACACCAAUUCUCAUGGCCGACUAGCUCUCACAAGUUGCCAACCGCCAAGGAUGUUCUCUCCACACACAUCACCAGCGCCGGCAACCCUGCUUUCACACCACAUUAUUUCUUUUUUAACUUUUGCUUCCCCAAAUUGUUGGUAUCAAUUCUCAUAUUCAUCUACUUUACACCUUUAUCCUACACAACAAAAUAGAAUUCAGAAUCUAAGGAAAAAGAAACUAGCGAAAACGAAUUUUUCAAACCGCUUAUAAUUCAAAUAUUAAUUAUUAUUGUUACUAGCUACUUUGUUUCGUGCAAAAGAAGUUCUCCACUUCUUCAUUUAUUCACCGACUGACUCUUCAAUGGCGGCUGCGAACAAUCCAUUUGAACCUUUCCAUCUUUAGCAUAUAUAUAUGAACAAUUUAUGAGGUUAUUGGAGAUGCUUCUUGAAGGGUACUUAUUUGCAUGCAGCAAAAAGCAGAGAAGAGCUAAUUGAACCAGCUUUGAAUUGAUUGCAUUUACAUUUUGUUAAAGGUGGCGAAUUCUACAGACAAGGUUGACCGCCACAAAGAAGAGGCACAAAUCCCUUCUGCAUUGUCAACGCAGAUGAUGUUCCCGGGUUUGAACAGGGAGAGGGAGAUGUCUGCCAUGGUUUCAGCUUUGACCCAUGUUGUCUCUGGAGAUGUUCCAAGCGGUGAUUACACGAUUCCUCAUGAUUUUGGAGGAGGAAGUGUUAGACAAAACUUGCCUUCUUAUUCUUCAGCUGCACCCUCUUUACCUUCUUCAUCUGAUUAUGUUGCUAGUUCUUCUCUCAAGAGGAGUAGGGAAGAUGAUAGAUCAUCCUUCAUUGAAUUCUCACAUGGUGCUUCUUCCCCGGCUUUGCCAGCAUCAACAUAUGCUAUGGAAUUCACAGUUACAGAAAGCUCAAGCAACAGGAGCAGUAGCAGCAAUACAACAAGAGUAACAGGGGAAAUAGGAAACGCUGUAUACGAAUACAGAGCAACACCAACAGAGAACGUGACCAGAGAGGACCAAGGAAGAAGAAAAUACAGAGGAGUGAGACAGAGACCAUGGGGAAAAUGGGCUGCAGAGAUAAGAGACCCAUUCAAAGCAACCAGGGUGUGGCUUGGAACAUUCGAAACCGCCGAGGCCGCCGCCAGAGCCUACGACGAAGCUGCCCUGCGUUUCAGAGGCAACAAGGCCAAACUCAACUUCCCUGAAAAUGUCACUCUCCGGCAACAACUUCCGGCGACCCAAUGGGGCGGCAACACCGUCGUGUCAAUUCCCACGUCAACUGAUCCGAUUGUUCAUACGGAAGCUCUUCCACAUUCUCAGCCUUUAAGCAACUUGUAUUUCUUCCCACAAAGGAGUCUGUAUGAUAAUCAGAAUCAGAAUAUUAUGACAACAACAUCAACAAGGGCUUCUCAUCUUCAAUCUUCGUCUUCACCGCCGCCACCGCGGGCUUCUUCUUCUUCUUCUUCCUCUGCCUCUUCUGCUUUUGGUUCCUCUGUGGCUUCUACGCAGGCUACUUCAUUUUCUUCUUUGUAUUCUAACCAGUUGCAGCAGCCAUGGUCAGCUUCUGGUCAUAGCUCUUCUUCCUCCGGCUGAUACAAUUCUAUCAAUUUUGUUUUGUAAUUCUCUUCUUUUAUAACAUUUUUUCUUCUUCUUUUCAUAACACCAUUAUAUCCCCAUCUUGCUUAUCAAUCCAUUCUUGAUACACAUGAUUUUUGAUGAUGAUGAUGUCUCAAGAUAAGUAAAUUGUAUUUGCUAAAUUCUCAUUUUUUAUGCUAGAAAAUUUAGGUUUGGAACCACAUGUAACAA
Molecule: messenger RNA, 1804 nt
Organism: Lotus japonicus
Lineage: Eukaryota; Viridiplantae; Streptophyta; Magnoliopsida; Fabales; Fabaceae
Product: ethylene-responsive transcription factor ERF110-like
Exons: 2
Coding region: 590-1591 (333 amino acids)
Biological process (GO): regulation of DNA-templated transcription; ethylene-activated signaling pathway
Molecular function (GO): DNA-binding transcription factor activity; DNA binding
Source: RefSeq, a predicted model, not a curated record